This is a messenger RNA of Neurospora crassa OR74A, 4792 nucleotides long. RefSeq lists its product as hypothetical. The transcript has 3 exons. NCBI's taxonomy places the organism in Eukaryota, Fungi, Ascomycota, Sordariomycetes, Sordariales, Sordariaceae. The coding region runs from base 395 to 4333 and encodes 1312 amino acids. The record is from RefSeq and is a predicted model, not a curated record.
CUACGGCAGUACUUUGGAGUGGACAAGAGAAGACCAACAAAAAAUGAAAAGGAUCAACAUGGCGACCUACGCAUUCUUGAUUCCAUCUCAACAAGGCCAAUUGGGACCAUGCCAUUGCCCCAGAAAAGAAUUGGACCUCUAAAACCCAUGCCCGCCCUGUUAUCCACGAGUCACGACUCCACGCCCAAGUCACUCGUACUGUCCCUCCCUGCAAAAAGUUGCGACUAGAGACGGAAGAAUCCGCAGAAGCCGCCGUUUGAUCUUCCCUUCUUUUUUUUUUCCGUCUUUUUUUUUUUUUCCUCUUUUCCUUUUUCUCUUUUUUUUUGCUAUCUCCUCAACACGCCCAAGUCAUCGUCACACAACAGGUCGACAGUCGUCCGCUCACUCGCUCGCCAUGGCAGAACAACAGGAUGCCGGCGACCCGAGGCGGCGACAGACUCGCGACUAUCCCGAUUCGCCCAUCUCGGUAGAAGAAGGCUUUGCGACAGCCACCACCCUCGCUUCCCGACACCAGCAACAACAACAACAACAACAGCAGCAGCAGCAGCAGCACGAAUAUGAACAUGAACCACCACCAACCCCACGAUUACCCGACGACGAUGGCGAUGAUGGCCUUACCACCGAUACCGACAGCGACACCGACGAUGACAUGCGCGUCCGCACCAAUGUUACCAAUGUCGCCCCAAAUCCAGUUCCGCAGAAGCCAAGCAAGAAGGCCGGCUGGCUGGCCGCCAUGGCUGCUAAGCUGGGUCUCGACAUGCCCACAGUCAUCACCAUGUUCAAAGGCUCCCUGCCCCCUACCAUCGGCAUCGCCAUGUGCCAGUCCCACACCAUCGCCAUCUACUUCGGCACCGUCGGCUACCUCGUUCCCAUCGUCUCCGUCCUGGCCAUUGCCAUCCUCCCCCGCGGCAAAUUUCUCAUGAACUUGGUCCUGAACCUUCUCGCCAUCUGCUUCGGCUCCGCCGUCUCCAUGCUCGCCCUCUAUAGCGCCGUCAAGGCCCGCGAACACACCACACCCAAAGACGCCCCAGUUUCCGCGCUGCCGACCUACAACUCGAGCCAGAGCGCGGUCUGUGCCGUCUGGCUGUUUUUCAACAUCUGGCUGGGAAACGUGGUCAGGGCCAAGAUGCCGGCCUUCAACAUCUCCAUUAUUAUCUACAGUAUCCUGGUCAACAUCGCUGCCACUUUCGGCCCCAUCAUGACCACCAUGGCCGCCGCCCAGCACUUUGUACAGCAGCUGUUGACAGGCAUGUUGCUGGCUAUGGCCAUUGCCUCGGCUGUCAACCUCUUCAUCUUCCCCGUCAGCAGCCGUCUGGUGGUCUUCAAAGAGUUUGCGGGCGCCAUUGGCCUGCUGCGAAAGACGGCUUCCCUGCAAAAGGCUUACCUGGCCAGUCUCGAGUCGGAGGAUAUGUUCGCGCCUGCUACGAGAACUGAUACCUGGGCGAGGAAGGAGGCCAAAAAGGCUGAGAAGGGGAAUCGAAAGCCAAGAAUCACCAAGGAGGCCAAGGCUGCGAAAGCGCUGGGCGAGACUGCCGCUGCCCUACGAGAACUCUCUGGAAAGUUGCAUGCCGACAUGGGCUUUGCCAAGAGAGACAUUGCCUGGGGAAGGCUGGACGCCUCAGAUCUCAGCCACAUAUUUACCCUGUUGAGGAACGUGUACAUUCCUGUUUUGGGCAUGACUACCAUCAUCGACAUUUUCAAGCGCGUCUCCGAGACCCAGGGGUGGUACACAGAAGAAGACACGCCACCCGAGGUGGUAGCCGAGAAGGAGAUCGAAAAGCGGGUAUGGAACGAAGUUAUGAAGCAGAUGCACGAGCCCUUCGAAAUUCUCUCCGAAGCCAUCGACAAAGGUCUCCAACACGCCGCCCUCCAGCUGGACUUCACCCCACGCCCCAAGAAAUCCAAAACUGCCGACAUUGAGGAAAAGGCCGGCCAGCCCCUGCAGCCUGGCGACUUGGGAUAUGCGCAGGUGAUCCACGAGAAGGUGGCAGCCUUUUACGCCAAAAAGGGUGAGCUUCUCAAGAUUUGGGUCAAGGAAAAGGGUCUGAUCUACGACGAAGAAGGCUUUACCGCCCACGACACCAUCCCUCUCGAGCGCCAAAAGCGCGACCAAGCACAGCUGAACAUCUUGCUUUACAUGGAAAACCUCAUGCACGCUUCGGGCAACGCCGUCUACGAGUUCGCUGCCUACGCCGAUUCCAAGGUCGAAGACGGCACCAUGUCGCGCAAGCGGUUAAUCAUGCCGGGUUUCAGGCGCUUGGAGAAGUGGUUCCUUGCUGUUUUGCGGAAUGAGGACUCGACAGCCGAGGGAUCGCCUGACCUUUCGGAGAGCAGCAACACGAUUGUGAGCUUUGGCGAUGGUUUCAACAACAACAAGAAGGACCCCGAACACCUCCCGCCCGCUACUGCGUGGGAACGCUUCGGCAACCGCCUCCGCAAGAUCUCAAAGUUCUUUGGGUCAGAAGAAUCCGCUUUCGGCUUCCGUGUCGCUUGCGCCACCAUGUCGAUUGGCAUCGUCGCCUACCUCAAGGAAACCCAGGCCUUCUUCCGCGAGCAGCGCCUCGUCUGGGCCAUGAUCAUGGUAGCCAUUGGCAUGACCAUGACUUCUGGCCAGUCGUUGUUUGGCUUCAUUUGCCGUACAUGUGGCACGGUGGCGGGCAUGGUCUUGUCGCUGAUCGUGUGGUAUAUCGUUGACGGACAUCCGCCAGGUGUCAUUGUCUUUUUGAUGUUGAGCAUCUUCCUGUGUUAUUACUUCUUUCUAAAGUAUCCCCGGUUUGUGCCCGCGGUCAUGAUCACUGUUGUCACGCAGGUCAUGAUCAUCGGCUACGAGUUGCAGGUGGGCAUGAUUGGAAGGGCGGCGGCGGAGAGAACCGGGCAACCUGUAUACGAAAUCUACCUCCUGGGCCCCUACCGCCUUGCUUGCGUCGCUGGUGGCUGUCUCGUCGCCUUUAUCUGGACCAUCUUCCCCUCGCCACUUACCGAUCGGACCUGGCUCCGCCGCGACCUCUCAGCAACCCUCUACCUCGUUGCCAACUACUCGUCCAUCAUCAACUCCACCCUACAAACCAAGCUUACCGAACAGGCAGGCGACGUCAACAUCAAGGGAACCCCCGCCCACCAGCUCUUCAAAUUCCGAUCCAAGAUCUUUGGCAAGCUGAUGAUGCUUAUCCCCUCCAUGUCUCAGCAUUCGGAGUGGCAAAAGUGGGAACCCACUAUCGGCGGCAGGUUUCCCAGGGAAGUUUAUGAUGAGAUUAUUCUGAGGACCAAUCGCAUGGUGGCCUAUCUGACGCUUAUGAGCUAUACGAUUACGAACCCGAUUCAUGCCCCGACCAAGAUGAAACCGUAUGCUUCGCAAAACCAGAUUGCCAGCCCGCGCGCCUCGUCGGUGGCCGUGUAUCCCAAGUGGGACAAUCAGGUUGCGGAACUGGUCAUGACCUUGGAGCCGACACACCACACAAUCCUGUCUACCUUGACUCUGCUCUCCAACUCGUUACUUUCCGGGCAGAGUCUCCCACCAUUCAUGCCCCUCCCGCGUCCCUACGACAUAACCCGCCGCCUCAUUCGCCUCGGAACAACCAGUCCACUCCGCAGCCACCCCGCAAGCCCUUAUGCAUCCGGCGCCGAAUCCGACUCCGACUCCGAAGACGACGACGCCGAGGAUGACGUCUACAACGAGCCCGAGCCAUUCAAGUUGAUGGACUCGCGCUCCGGCGAAGACGACUACGAGCAAGUUAAGCGCGAAAUCAGCUACUUUUCUUCUCACAGCCACGACACCCGCCACCAGUCUCUCUCCCAAGCUGCCAACCCUAACGCCACCACCCCCUCUCCUGCCCAAUCCCCCGGUGCCUCUCCUUCGGGUUCUGCCCAUCUGGCGUUUUCCUUUCCUCCAGGGAUCCAGACCCAUUCACCCACGCACAGCCGCAACCCAUCGUUUUCAAGACCCAGGGCGUUUUCGCCUUCGCACUCGCGCGCUCACUCGCGCGCUCCAACGUCGCGGGCGCACUCGAGGGCUCAUAGCCGCGCGCGCUCAGUGCAGCAGACGAACCAAAACCUUCUUGAGGGUCUACUUCAGGAUGAACCGGGUUACGCAGAGUUUGCUGUUCUCCAAGUGUGCACGGGCCUGGUGUGCGAUGAUCUUGAGGGGCUGGUCAAGGCGGUGAUUAGUCUUGUGGGCGUAGUGGAUUUCAGCUUUCGCGUGGAUCGGAGUGAGGAGGAGGUGCAUUUGGGAAGGAGGGCCAGUUUGGCGAGGAAGAUGAGGGAGGUGAAGAGGAUGGGGACGAUUGGAAGGGGGAAAGGGAAGGGGAAGGGAAAGGAAAAGGCGAAGGCGCAGUGAGGCCUGAGGGAGAGAGAUAAGUAUGGAGAGAACCAACUGAGGAUUCAUGAGGGGAAGAGACGAAUUAUUAAUACCCAAACUACCUUGAGGUAGUCAGUCAGUCAGUCACAUAUUAUGACUUACGUUGGGACUGGAUUGGAGUGGAGUGGCAUGGACGCAAAGAAAGGCGUUCGUUCCUGGUGCAUUUUCCAGCUCGGCAUAUUUUCUACGAAGGGAUUGAUUCAUGGCUGAUGUCCAGCAACGUCAUUACGCCCCCCAUAUCAUAUUGUACAUGUCGUCACUUGGGAUCGGAUCUAUGCUAAUAUUUCCAUGGAUGAUGGAAUUUCAAGUUCAUUUGUUACAUAUCUUACGUUACCUACCCUACUCAUCUACCUAAUUACUUACUUUAUAUAUAGUUUACGCAGAUAUAAGAAACGAAGAGAAGAAGAGAAGAAUCUAAUGAUAUUUAAUGUUCGUACA